GAGAGUGUGUGUGUUCUGUAUCGAAAAUGAAGGAAGAAGGUGCCAGGGGAACCCAUGUUCUAGUUUUCCCAUUUCCUGCUCAAGGCCACAUAAACCCAAUGCUCCAAUUCUGUAAGAGGUUAGCCUCCAAGGGACUUAAAGUCACCCUAGCAACAACUCUCUUCAUCACCAAGAUUGCUCACAAUGAAGUCAGCAAUAUUAGAGUUGAGGGUAUAUCUGAUGGCUUUGAUGAAGGUGGCAUGAAGGAAGCUGAAAGCCCAUAUGCUUAUCUUGAACGUUUCCAAAUCGUGGCUCCACAAAGCUUAGCCGAACUAAUCGAGAAACAAGAAAGCUCUGGCUAUCCUUUCAGGUGCCUCAUCUAUGACUCUAUGAUGCCUUGGGCACUAGAAAUAGCCAAGCGGUUUGGCUUGGUCACAGCUUCCUUCUUCACUCAGUCAUGUGCCAAUGAUGCCAUCUACUACAAUGUGAAGAAAGGGUUGUUGAGUAUUCCUGUAGAAGGACCCACUGUUUCCCUACCUGGAUUGCCAAUACUAGGAAUCCAUGAUCUACCAGCCUUCAUCUAUAAUUGGGAAUCAUAUCCACCUUUUCUAGAACUUGUUUUGAACCAAUUCCAAAAUGUUGAGAAAGCAGAUUGUCUUCUCAUUAACACAUUCGACAAGUUGGAAGAUGAGGUACUGAAAUGGAUGUCAAAGCUAUAUCCAAUCAAGACAAUUGGACCAACUAUGCCAUUAAUUUAUCUGGACAACCGGGUAGAAGAUGAUAAAGACUAUGGUCUAAGUCUUUUUCAGCCAAGCAAGGAAACCUACAUGGAUUGGCUAAACAUGAGAGAAGCUGGAUCUGUCAUCUAUGUAUCCUUUGGGAGUUUUGCUGAGCUUGGAGAUGAGCAGAUGGAGGAACUAGCAUUGGGUUUGAAGAGUAGCAACCACUAUUUCUUGUGGGUAGUAAGGAAAUCUGAGGAGAACAAGAUCCCCAAGAGUUUGGUUGAGGCUAAGUCAGAGAAGGGGUUGGUGGUAGCAUGGUGUUCCCAAUUGGAGGUUUUGGCUCACAAUGCAGUAGGAUGCUUCAUGACUCACUGUGGAUGGAACUCGACAAUAGAGGCUGUGAGCUUGGGAGUGCCGAUGAUCGCGAUGCCGCAAUUGGCAGAUCAAACCACUAAUGCAAAGUUUGUGGAGGAUGUAUGGGAAGUAGGAGUUAGAGUUAAAUUGGAUGAAAAGGGAAUUGCAAGGAGGGAAGAGAUAGAGCAAUGUGUAAAGGAAGUUAUGGAGGGAGAUAGAAGAGAACAAAUUAAGAAAAAUGCUUUUAGAUGGAAGGUGUUGGCCAAAGAGGCUGUAGAUGAAGGGGGAAUUCAGAUAAGAACAUUGAAGAAUUUGUAGCUUCACUUUUAUGUGCUUGAUUGUGUUGUUCUCAUUGAAGAAUUUGUAGUUGUUUCUUU
This is a messenger RNA of Telopea speciosissima, 1432 nucleotides long. RefSeq names its product mogroside IE synthase-like. Lineage: Eukaryota; Viridiplantae; Streptophyta; Magnoliopsida; Proteales; Proteaceae. Gene Ontology annotation, molecular function: UDP-glycosyltransferase activity. The record is from RefSeq and is a predicted model, not a curated record. The coding region runs from base 27 to 1373 and encodes 448 amino acids. The transcript is spliced from 3 exons.